Molecule: messenger RNA, 1143 nt
Organism: Gastrolobium bilobum
Lineage: Eukaryota; Viridiplantae; Streptophyta; Magnoliopsida; Fabales; Fabaceae
Product: gibberellin 20 oxidase 2-like
Exons: 3
Coding region: 4-1143 (379 amino acids)
Biological process (GO): response to light stimulus; flower development; gibberellin biosynthetic process
Molecular function (GO): gibberellin 20-oxidase activity
Source: RefSeq, a predicted model, not a curated record
ACAAUGGCAAUAAACUGCAUAACAAGCAUACACUCCAUGCCUCAACCACUAAACCAAGAAAGCAAAGAACAAGAACCACCAUUGGUUUUUGAUGCCUCAGUUCUUAGAGACCAACUUCAUCUACCUAAACAAUUCAUUUGGCCUGAUGAAGAGAAAGCCUGCUUUGAUGUACCUGAACUGGUAGUCCCAUUCAUUGACUUGGGAGGGUUCCUCUCAGGUGACCCAGUUGCAUCAAUGGAAGCCUCAAGGCUUGUUGGUGAGGCAUGCCAAAAGCAUGGUUUCUUUCUGGUUGUCAAUCAUGGAAUUGACAAACAGUUAAUCUCUGAUGCUCAUCUUUACAUGAAUGACUUCUUUGAGCUUCCCCUGUCUCAGAAACAGAGAGCUCAGAGGAGAGUAGGGGAACACUGUGGUUAUGCUAGUAGCUUCACUGGUAGGUUCUCUUCCAAGCUUCCUUGGAAAGAGACACUUUCCUUUCAAUUCUCAGCUGACACAAACUCAUCUAAUCUUGUCAAAGACUACUUAUGCAAUACAAUGGGCAAAGAGUUUGACCAAUUUGGGAAGGUUUAUCAGGACUACUGUGAAGCCAUGAGCACUCUUUCUUUAGGCAUAAUGGAGCUUCUAGGAAUGAGCCUUGGAGUUGGUAAAGCCUAUUUUAAGGAGUUCUUUGAAGAGAACAGUUCAAUAAUGAGGCUUAAUUACUAUCCACCUUGUCAAAAACCUGACCUCACUUUAGGCACUGGACCUCAUUGUGAUCCAACAUCUUUAACCAUUCUUCACCAAGACCAAGUGGGUGGCCUUCAAGUUUAUGUUGACAAUCAAUGGCAUUCCGUUAGCCCAGAUUUCAAUGCUUUUGUUGUCAAUAUUGGUGAUACCUUCAUGGCUCUUUCGAAUGGGAGAUACAAGAGCUGCUUGCAUAGGGCAGUGGUGAACAGCCAGACAACAAGAAAAUCUCUUGCUUUCUUUUUGUGUCCAAGAAAUGAUAAAGUGGUAAGUGCACCUUGUCAAUUAGUGGACAAUUUCAGUCCAAGGCUAUACCCAGAUUUUACAUGGCCUAUGCUGCUUGAGUUUACUCAGAAGCACUACAGAGCUGACAUGAAGACACUUGAGGCAUUUGCCAAUUGGCUUCAGCGGAAAAGGAACUAA